CCAAUCACCCAAGUUCACAUGACGACUCAGUCACUCAGCCCUUUCUAAAGUCUUACAAGAAAAAAAAGAAAAAAAGAAAAAAAAAGAGAGAGAGAGAGAUAUGUCUUUAGUGGCUAAGAUGCCAAGUUCAUCGAAGCUCCUUGUGAUGAUGCUUUUCUCAUUCUUGGCGCUUUUCAUAAUCUCCCAUGCUAAUCAAGUUGUUUUCUCUGAUACGCCGUCUAAUUCGUACGCUCCACCUAUUUACUCUCCUGUUCCUGAUGAAUGUUUCAAGACUCCUAAUCGUUGCCGUCCUCCAGGAGAGUCUCAGUUUGAUCAAACUUAAUUGAUUAAGGUGAUAUAUAUGGGUUUCAUCAUAAGUAUGUUUUUCAUUAAUUACUGGGAACUGAAACGUUUAUGAGAUCCAUGGUAUAGUAUGUUGCAGUAUGUUAUGAUAUCUCUGUUUUCAUUUGUGUGUGUGUGUUUUUUAUUAAUGUUUUUCGAAUUAUCACCAUUA
This is a messenger RNA of Camelina sativa (false flax), 493 nucleotides long. RefSeq lists its product as uncharacterized. Lineage: Eukaryota; Viridiplantae; Streptophyta; Magnoliopsida; Brassicales; Brassicaceae. The record is from RefSeq and is a predicted model, not a curated record.